This is a messenger RNA of Meloidogyne enterolobii, 1272 nucleotides long. The record is from the annotation of a GenBank genome assembly. NCBI's taxonomy places the organism in Eukaryota, Metazoa, Nematoda, Chromadorea, Rhabditida, Meloidogynidae.
AUGAUUUUUACUUUUUUGGUGGGAAUUAUCCUUGAAAUUUUCUUAAACUUGAAAGUUUCAGCACAAUUAUUUCCAGGAUAUGAGCCUGAUGGAACGUGUACGAUGGGGAGAUGCCUCCAAACAAGUCAAAUAUGUGAUAGAAAUACAAACAAUUGCUUCAAAAUUUCAAGUAGACAAGCAGUAAGAAGAUACAUUAGAAAUGCAAGAUCUGGCGUUUGUGAAAAUACACUUUGCCCACCGGGAAGUAUCAAAGACAAGGAUGGCUGUUCUAUCAAAGGUGUCUGCAUAACUUUGAGUCAAACUUGUAUUCAAGGAGAGUGUUGCGAAAAGUCUUAUUUGCCAAAUGCGAUGCAAGCAAUGCAAGAAACGUGCAAUCCAAAUAUGCCCUCCAAUCCGAAUAUGCCUAAUCAGAAUAUGCCAUAUAAUCCUCAGAUGACAGGUGGCAUGCCUUAUGGACAAGGAAUGAUGCCAGGAUAUGGACAGGGGAUGCCAGGAAUGAUGCCAGGAAUGAUGCCAGGGAACAUGCCGUACAAUCAAAUGGGUUAUGGACAAGGAAUGAUGCCAGGAAUGGCAGGAAACAUGCCGUACAAUCAAAUGGGUUAUGGACAAGGAAUGAUGCCAGGAAUGUCAGGGAACAUGCUGUACAAUCAAAUGGGCUAUGGACAGGGAAUGAUGUCGGGAUAUGGUCAGGGGAUGAUGCCGGGAUAUGGCCAGGGGAUGAUGCCGUACAAUCAAAUGGGAAUGAUGUCGGGAUAUGGACAAGGAAUGAUGCCAGGAUAUGGACAGGGGAUGAUCUCGGAUUAUGGACAAGGAAUGAUGUCAGGGAACAUGCCAUAUAAUCAAAUGGGAUAUGGGCAAGGGAUUAUUGGUGGCAACCUCAACGGAUUAGGACUUGGUGGAAUAAGCAGCUUAAAUGGAAUUGGUGGCAUGAGUGGAAUUGGUCUUGGAGUUGGUGGAGCCGGUGGAAUUGGAGGAGUAGGAGGAUAUGGAGGUAUCGGUGGUAUUGGUGGAUAUGGAGGCUAUGGUUCUUCGGAUUAUUAUCCGCAAUGUGUGCUAUUUUCCCAAUAUUGUGCACUUUCCGCAAUUGCUGAUGCUUGUCCUGGAAGUUGUGGACGCUUUGGUUUCUCUAGGCGUUGAAGAAAUCUUUCUUGAUUAUUUAUAAACUAUAUGUAUAUUUCUUAACCUCCUAUCUGAAUCUCAAAAUUGUACAUAAAUUUAUUCUUGUAAUAAAAAUAUCUUUUCAUAAGAAGCCGCCUGAACCCCUACCAUGUU